Clupea harengus (Atlantic herring) is the source of this 2337-nucleotide messenger RNA. It is a transcript of the gene plpbp, whose product is annotated as pyridoxal phosphate binding protein. The record is from RefSeq and is a predicted model, not a curated record. Gene Ontology annotation, molecular function: pyridoxal phosphate binding. Gene Ontology annotation, cellular component: intracellular anatomical structure. NCBI's taxonomy places the organism in Eukaryota, Metazoa, Chordata, Actinopteri, Clupeiformes, Clupeidae.
GGUUGGUUCAUAGUUUCAAAACCUCAGGUAGUAGAACACUUUUAUUGUGAUAGAAUGUGACCGGAUCUGUAUCGCCCCUGCCGAGUCGUCGAACUGUGGUAUUGGUCGAUCUAGAUGUAUUGAGGCUAUGUGGAAAGUAGUAAUGUCGGAAGAGGUUGCUAAGGCGGUGCAGUCCGUUGUGGACAGGGUAAAUCAGGCGGCUGCCCGUCGCCCGAAGACACUGCCAUGUGUGGCACCACGUCUUGUUGCUGUGAGCAAGACAAAGCCACCUGAGAUGGUGGUGGAGGCCUACCAGCAGGGCCAGCGGAACUUUGGAGAAAAUUAUGUAAAUGAGCUUGUGGAGAAAGCUUCUCAUCCCCAGAUUUUGUCAUCUUGCCCGGAAAUUAAGUGGCAUUUCAUUGGUCACCUACAGAAGAAUAAUGUCAACAAACUUUUAGGUGUUCCUAAUAUAUUUAUGGUGGAGACUGUAGACUCAGCGAAGUUGGCCGACAAAGUUAACAGUUCCUGGCAAAGGAUACGAGCGGCUAACACUCAGAGGUUAAAGAUCAUGGUCCAGAUCAAUACCAGUGGUGAAGGAAGCAAACAUGGGCUGCCACCUACAGACACAGUGAAUACGGUCAAACAUAUUGUUUCUAAAUGUCCUACCCUCGACUUUGCUGGGCUUAUGACCAUUGGUCGAUAUGGAUAUGAUCUCAGCGAAGGUCCCAACCCAGAUUUUCAGAUGCUGCUGAAAUAUCGAAAGGAAGUAUGUGAGACUCUUCAGAUGCCAGAAGAGGAUGUAGAGCUUAGUAUGGGCAUGUCAACUGAUUUUGAGCAUGCGAUUGAAGUGGGCUCAACCAACGUUCGGGUGGGUAGUGUUAUUUUCGGUCAUCGAGAAUACCCUAACACUCCGGACACAAGUCCGGAGAAGAAGACAAAGGUUGUGACCGAAGAAGCUGCCAAGAAGUUGGAACACCUUACUGUGACCGGACAGUGAACACGCCAUAAAGAGCCCUGCACACACACAUACACACAGACUGAAACUCAUCAAAACACAGAAAACCACCACCUAACAAAAUGCAUCCAUCUUGUGUCUUAAAAUGUAUUUAUAUUUUACUAGUCUCAACUAGACAAUCCAUUUUUGAGGAACGUUGUUAAACUUAAAAUCAAAUAAAGCUCAAACCUUCAAGUUAACCAGUCUUUUUGUUCAAAUAUCUCAGCAAUGUCUGAGGUUAACAGGAUGGUUGAAUUCUUGGAUAGUUAUGGUCUAUACAUUGUAUAAAAUUGCAUAAAUGCCUCUAUUUUCAUCUUGUGCCAGUAACAGUUGCAGUUCGAACAUCCUUGCUGUUUAUGUAAGUGUUUUUAGGUCCAGUUACUGUUUGAAAUGAAUUCGUUUUUUUUUUUUUUUUAAAUACAUAUGGAUUCGCUAUAUUAAGUUGUGGUAACAAUCCUAAUAACACCCUCUCCUCUCCGUGAGUUGACUGAGGAGUUGACAGUCACAGCUUUGACUCUUCUGAGUCAAAGAUAUGUGGUCUUGAUAAGAUGUGUGUCAACAUUUAUAUAUAAAAUUUAUACUAUAAUAAUGUUCUGUCAAACAGACAAAAUAUUGUUUUGAGAGUAACGGACAUGAAAUGGUGUGUUUGUAAUCUAAAUGUCAUUGAAAAAACUGAUGUCCAUUAAGUGCGGCCAUAUAAUGUAUGCCAAGUUUAUAAGAUUAUGCAUUUCUCUAGAGGUCUUCAUUAUGCCACCUUAGGAAAUAAGUCAUGUUACCAUUGCGCAUAGAUGGGUAUUGAGUUCAGCUUUACUGAGAUAUCCAUCUCUGUGUGAGGAGCUGGACUCAAAUAAGGAUGCAGUACAGAUCCAAGCAAAGCAUGCUCUCAGAGUGGCUGUACACAGGCCUCAGUGGGUGUAAACACAAGAUCGAGUAGUCAGACAUAGCGAAACACUCCUAUGCAACUCCAUAAUGGGUUAGAUAAGAUGACACGUAGCUGCAUCAUUAAAUGUUGUAUAGUUUUGUAUAGGAUUUAUUUUUGUGUGUGUAGGGUUCUUUUACCUACUGUUUAAAAUAUAUCAUAGGGAAAUAAAUGACAAAGAACAUAUCUCCAGUCUUUGAAAAUACUCAUUGAUCAAACAUAUUAGAGCUAAACAGCACUUAUUUUGUUACAAACAAGUAUUUCAUGAUGGGUUAAUUGAGUCUUAUUCAGUAUGGUAGCAUUCCACCAUCAAAAAAACAUAAGCAAAUUUAAUUAGGAGGACCUUUAUUUAACAUUUUUUUUAUAAGAAAUCUACAACAUGGACUUGCACUCUUAGAUGCAAGAGUGAGCUUUUCCUUCAUUUGAAAUAAAUGUGUUUAACCUG